AUGGCGGCACCAAAGAUAAUCGUGCUGGGCAGCCUCAACGGCAACCUCGAGUCCGCCUUCAAGAAGCUCUCCGCCCUGCACGCCAAGAACUCGUUUACGCUCGCCCUCCUCACCGGCGACGUCUUUGGCCCCAGCACCCCCGACUCUGUCCUCGACGCCCUGCUGUCCGGGUCCUUACCCGUUCCGCUGCCAACCUAUUUUUCCGUCGGCGCCGCGCACCCGCUCCCCGCGCGCAUCGUCGCCAAACUUCGCGCCGACGAGGACGUGUGCCCGAACCUGCACUUUCUCGGCCGGCGCAGCGUCACCAAGACGUCUGACGGCCUGCGCAUCGUGAGCCUCGGCGGCGCGCUGGUCGACUCUUUGCCACCCAACGACGACAACGGCAACGAAGACGGAGCGGCGGGUAACAACAGCAAGGAGCAGCACGUGGCAUUUCACACACAAGACGAUGCCAGGAGCCUCAAGGGCGCCAAUGGCGCGGAUAUUCUGCUCACGUCGACCUGGCCGGCGGACAUUUGGAAGUACUCCAAGGUGCCGCUCGACGACGCGCACAAGAGCCAGGUGGCGGCGGCGACGGCGAGCCGGUGCGUCGCGGAGCUGUGCGCGGCGCUGCGGCCCCGGUACCACUUGACCGCGUCGCCGGGCGCCUUUUUCUACGAGCGCGAGCCGUUUAUCCAGGCUGCCGCCGCCGCCGCCGCUGGCGAUGCAAACUCGGACGACGUCUCCGUCACGCGAUUCAUCUCUCUCGCGCCGUACGGCAACGCAGCCAAGCAAAAGGCGCUGUACGCCUUUACGCUCAACAAGGCUGUUGACGACGCGGUGCCGCCCGGAGCGACGGCCUCGCCGCUCCUCUCUGCUUCGCGAGACAAGAAACGCCUGCGCAACGACGUCGACGAUGGCGACGCCUCAUCCUACAACCGCUACGGCCAGCACCACGACGGGAGACGUCAGAAACGUCACCGCCACCACCAGCAACUGCCACCUCCCGGCCCGGACCAGUGCUUCUUCUGCCUGUCCAACCCCAACACCGCCACGCACAUGCACGCCCUCACCUUUCCCGGCCACCUCCUCAUCAUCCCUCUCCCACACACCCCUACCCUCUCUUCUUCCUCCUCCUCCUCCUCCCUCGCCUCUGCACGCCACGAAAUGACACGUUUCCGCCUCUCCCUCCAAUCCAUGCUCUCGCGACGCUUCUCCCUCGGCGCCAUCACCUGGGAAAUCAGCCGCGCCCGCAACGUCCACCUCGUCUGGCAGCUCGUCGCCCUCCCCGCCGCUCUCGUCACCCGCGGCCUCGCCGAGGCCGCCCUCCGCGUCGAGGCCGACGCCCACAACUACCCGGCCUUCAUCACCAAGGCGAGCACCUCGAAGGAGGACGAGGACGAGGCCGGCGACUUUGUGCGGGUGUGGCUGUGGGCGGAAAGCGACGAUGACGAUGCGGUGCACAGCAAGACGCUCGUCAUGCCGCUCGAGGCCGAGGCGCGGUUCGACUUGCAGUUUGUGAGGCGCGCCGUGGGCAAGCUGCUCGGGCUCGAGGCGCGCCGCGUGCGUUGGCAGGACUGCGCGCAGACCGAGGAGGAGGAGACCAAAGACGCCGAGGCGUUUCGGGAGGCAUUUAAGGAAUGGGAUUUCACCUUGGAGUAG
Messenger RNA from Beauveria bassiana ARSEF 2860, 1641 nucleotides. RefSeq names its product CwfJ domain protein. Gene Ontology annotation, molecular function: RNA lariat debranching enzyme activator activity. Bases 1 to 1641 code for a protein of 546 amino acids. Gene Ontology annotation, cellular component: post-mRNA release spliceosomal complex. The transcript has 3 exons. Gene Ontology annotation, biological process: mRNA splicing, via spliceosome. The record is from RefSeq and is a predicted model, not a curated record. NCBI's taxonomy places the organism in Eukaryota, Fungi, Ascomycota, Sordariomycetes, Hypocreales, Cordycipitaceae.